AACACUAGGCCGAAAAUUGAAAAACGCAAACCCCUAUAAUUUUUCUUUCCACCGCCUCCUAGUUCUCAUCUUCUUCUUCUUCACAGCUCCUCUCGUUCUCUCCCACCUCUUCGCCUUUGCUCAUUAUUCAUUGCUCGCUCUAGACUCACAGCCUGUCAACUCUCCGGAGAUGCCGCUUACUUGGGCCUUAAAACUGUCGAAGAAGGCGGAAGUUUGAUCCAUCUUCCUGGUGGCUUCCGAAGAGAGAUAUCCCUCCACAAAUCUAAACUUUACUUGGUACCCAAGUUUCCCGCCCUUCUGGUAUUUGAAAUCCCAUCGUAGUAAACAUGGCGACCAGAUCCGAGAAGAUGAGAUCAGAUACUGAAAGACAGUGGGGCCAAUAUCCAAAGCGAAGUUGGUCAUUGCAAGACUUUGAGAUCGGAAAACCACUCGGCAAAGGAAAAUUCGGCCGAGUUUAUCUCGCCCGAGAAACCAAGAGCAAAUACAUAGUAGCAUUGAAGAUUAUAUUCAAGGAGCAAAUGGAGAAACACUCGAUGCACCAUCAACUUAGGCGUGAGAUGGAGAUUCAGACCAGUCUUAGGCAUCCCAACGUUCUUCGACUCUUCGGCUGGUUUCACGAUUCUCAACGCAUCUUCUUGAUUCUUGAGUACGCUCAUGGCGGCGAGCUCUAUGGGGAGCUUCGGAAAAAUGGUCAUUUCUCUGAAAACCAAGCCGCCACGUAUAUUUUAAGCCUUGCACAAGCGCUGGCGUAUUGUCAUGAGAAGCAUGUAAUUCAUAGAGAUAUAAAGCCAGAAAAUUUGUUGCUUGACCAUCAGGGUCGGUUGAAAAUUGCAGACUUUGGAUGGUCUGUUCAGUCGAGUAGCAAGAGGCAUACCAUGUGUGGAACUUUGGAUUACUUAGCACCAGAAAUGGUGGAGAAUAAAGCUCACGAUUACGCUGUUGAUAACUGGACUUUGGGUAUUCUUUGUUACGAGUUUCUAUAUGGGGCACCUCCAUUUGAGGCUGAAACUCAAAGAGAUACAUUCAGAAGAAUAUUGAAAGUUGAUUUGUGCUUCCCUCUGACACCUAAUGUUUCUCAAGAAGCCAAAAAUCUCAUUAGCAGGCUUCUAGUAAGAGAAUCAUCGAAGAGACUAUCUCUGCGGAACAUUCUGGAGCACCCUUGGAUUAUCAGGAAUGCAGAUCCCAGUGGCAUCUGCAAUAACUAGUAUUUCUGCUCUUGGUGGAUGUUCAAGAAUUGACCAGAACUGGGUCACAGUUUCUGUUAAUAUUUUAGCCAAAAGGCAAUGCAACUUCUUAACCACAAUCGAUGCUAGAUUUUAUGUGUCAUAGUAGGUGGUCCUUGUAUUCUUUUUCUUUUUCUUUCAAAGAUCAAUAUUAUGCCUUGUGAACUAAUGUAUUCAGAGAUGACAUACGAUUUUAUGUCAAAUAUUUUGUAACUACUGAGAGCAGACACUGAACUAAUGUGAACUUUUACACGAAAUCGUGAACAAAGAAACAAGUAUGAAAAGAGCUUGGAACUUUUGG
Messenger RNA from Humulus lupulus (European hop), 1524 nucleotides. RefSeq names its product serine/threonine-protein kinase Aurora-3. NCBI's taxonomy places the organism in Eukaryota, Viridiplantae, Streptophyta, Magnoliopsida, Rosales, Cannabaceae. Gene Ontology annotation, molecular function: ATP binding; protein kinase activity. The transcript is spliced from 7 exons. The record is from RefSeq and is a predicted model, not a curated record. Gene Ontology annotation, cellular component: spindle microtubule; spindle midzone; chromosome passenger complex. The coding region runs from base 327 to 1205 and encodes 292 amino acids. Gene Ontology annotation, biological process: regulation of cytokinesis; protein phosphorylation; mitotic spindle organization.